GAUCGCCUCGCGAUCCGUCGAUCUGUUCGCCGUGGUGUUGGUGAAUCGUGCUUCUCCCCAGUCAAGUUGGGUUGUUGGGCCUCCCAAAUGUGAACGGUUGUCGUUGGCGACGGGGACGGUGGGACGGGUGUAGGUCGGUAGGUAUCUCUGUAGUCGUGACGGUGGUGUGGGCUGCACAAAACGACACGAAACGAAGCAGACGGGCGAGAGAACAACGGAGUGAAUGAAGAGGAAGCCGAAAAAACCAGUCCAGUCGGUCUCUCCUCUUCCAGCUAGGCAGUUCUAUGGCUUAGGCUUGUAUCUCGGGUUCGAACACACGGUUCUCUUUUCUUUUCGGAACGGUUCCUGUGUCGGUCGGAUUUGUGAAAUCAUCAUUACAACGCAUUGACUCGUGGUUUUUGGAGGAUUUUUCUCUAACUGACAGGAAAGAUCGCUUCCCUCAGUAGGCGUCGUCGUCGUCGUCGUGCGUGUCGUUGAUCGUUGUCAUAGGCGACGUGUUCAAAACAAAGCGGUUGCAGUUUCCUAUCGAAGGCUACUAGCAUUUGGAAGUGUGACUUUCGCGGAAGAAGAAAACGAAAAAAAAGAACAACAGUGCUCGAAAACUUCAAGUGGUGAAGAUCGCGCACGUAGACCUCAAGCUCACCACAACGAUCGUCGGGAGAACCCCGUUUAAGAGUUGCCCAAGUGAUCCGCUAAGUGUAUUGGAGAUUAAUUUCUGAAAUUGCGAGCAUGCCUUCGUGAGUUAGCAGAAAAAUUCGCGAUUUACAGUGCCGUAGCAGCACACAAGCCGCUGUCAUUGUUGGUGCUAUUUACCACGGAACGUGAUCUUCAGUAAUAACAAAAAAAAAAUCAAGUCUUACACCGAUCGAUCUUGCUGCUGGUGGCUGACUGCCAUCGACGAUCGAGCAGCUGGAAUAUCAACGACCUUUCUGUACGGCGAACAACAAGUCGUGUUGCGAAGUUGGUGCCUGCUUUGAUUUGCGCCGAAGAUCAGGUUUUUCCUGCUCUCCGCACGGGGACGGCCUGCUUCGACGAGUGGAGAUCCCCAGAAAGCAAAAAGAAUACGGUCAAUCGGGAUUGUUUGGUGUUCGAUUCGAAACAAGUGCAAGAAAGUUGUGACAAAAGCGUUCCUUUGAAUAUACAUGAGGAAGUGAGUGAUUUCCCUUUGAAAGGCUGCUUCUAGCUGUGCUCGCAAUUGCUGUAAUCUCGAGGAGAAAGAAGAUUAACAUCGAGAUUAAAAGCUUACAUCCUCUGGUCUACCUUCCCCGCCUACUGUGCGCUGGGGAGGAAAUGCGGCAGCUGAUGGCGCUUUCGCGCAGAUUUUCUUCGGCAUUGAAGCACAUCAUCAUCAUCAACCACAACAACAACAACAACGGUAGUAGGCAAGUGGAUUGCGGUCGUCCGGAGGAGUGAAAAUCACCAGACUCGACGACACCAGCUCCGCGCAAGAUGUUGCGACCUGCCACGAUAACAGAUCUGUUAUUUUCCGCCAGGUGUCAAAUCUUACACCUCCACUUCUAAGACACCCAGUCUUCAAAACACACCGACCAUACCGAAAAUGGGUACAAUCGACGGCUCCGAAGGCGGUGGUGACCCACGUCACUAUUGCACCCUUCGGAAAAGCAGAAUCAAUUUGAAUGGGACCGCUAAUAACGGCACGGCUGCUGACGAUGAUGAUGAUGAUGAUGAUAACGAUGGUCAAGGUAGCGUCAGUCCUCAAUCCGAGGCCUCCCGGCUUGGUCAGUUUUGUACGCUACGAGGUCCUAAGAAGAGCACGAUGGGCAAUGCGGUCGGUGUUGAUCGUGAGGCUACCGGGGGACGUGGGGCAUUCUACUUCCGGGACAGCGAGGACGACCGGAGUGAGCUGAAUAGAAAUUUGCUGUACGAAGAAAAUAUGUGUACGUUUGAGAAUUUUUGCGAGAAGAGCUUGGAGCAGCACCAGGGGGAAGAAGGGGAUGCGGCGGAAGAUGAAAGUGUGGGAAAUUUCUGCACGCUUCGAAAGAAACGAUCCGCGUCGCAGAAGGCGGUGGAUCAAGUGAAUGGUUGUGAUCCCCAUGGAAGCGGGGUGAGUGAUGUGCGCGAAACGUCCCUCGUGGAUCGCAGCGAGGUAGGAAACCCAAUCGGGAGUUAUUGCACCCUGAAGAAGAAAAAGUUGAAGCUGAAUCAGAAGUUUGUGGAUAGUUUCCUGGAAGAUCCAAAUGCCAAGCUGCACGAUUAUCUGUCCGAGUUGGAUGCCUACUUGGAUGAGAUUGAUGGGUUGGAUUCCGAGGGGCAGUCGGACGAAGAAGUGGCCACUAGGGAAGAGCCGAAACAAGAAAUCGUGAAAGAAAGUGUCGGUGACGAAUCGAGUUCAAUCAGUUACAUCGAUGUCAAAAAUUUCUGCACCCUACCGAAGAAGAAACGGGUGCAGUUUUUGAAUGCAUUCCAAAGGGCAGGCCCUCUGAGGAGGACCUUUGGUGCUCCCAGCAGCAGCAGCAGCAGCAGUAACAAAGCAAUCGACGACGGUGGUACCCUGGUUAAACGAGAAUUGAUCGCCGAAGUGGAUGAGUCAUCAUCAUCGUCGGCGGGGGCUGCCGCCAUCGGUCGUGACUCAGUUGGCGCUGAAAAUGGAACCUCGGAAGAUUUCUUACGGCAGAAUGCCAAACGCUCAGAACCUACCUCAACGGCAACCCUCGAUCGCCGACCGGGCCCGCGACGCACAUCCACAUGGCUACGGAACUCGAUGCGCAAGACGCGCCCCAUCACCCUGCCGGAUCACAUUGCCGACGCCCCAAAGUCUAUCGAUUCCCAUGGCACUGGCGAGUUCAUCGACGAUAGUAUUAACGCAUCACUCAGCACGAUCUGCACUGACCUCACCAGCAUGCCCCAUUCUUCUUUCGAGGAAUCCGAAUCCCACCAAUCGCUACCGCUCGAAGAUCACAACGAACUCAAUUCCAUCACGACGCUUCCCGCUUCCGAGCUGGAAAUUUCGUCGGAAGAACCCGAACCCACCGUUCGCGAAUCCUAUCAACAGACUGACCCUGCUAACGCGCUAACACCAGCCCCCAGUGCACCCAUCACCGAGGAGGACCUGAUACCCUACCUCGUAUCGGCCUCGCUUUGCGAACGCGAACCAGCCCCACUGGAAACGAACCUGGACAGUCCCACUCAAACGAACCGUCCCCGACAAACUGGACGACGCUCCGAGGUACGACCCCGUGUGGUGUCGAUCACAGCCGAACGGGAUGCCUCUACCAACCAACUGAUCAUUCGGACCAACACUGUUCCGGCCGGUGGCGCUGCUGGCCAGAGCAGCAGCAGCAGUCCCAACCCCCGAAUCAGUAUGCCAGCGACGACUUCGUCGGCCUUUGACACUCAUCAAAAUCACCAUCGUCAUCACCAUCACCAUCAUCGCUACGGCGGGAUGGGAUCGGAAACCAGUUCAAUCGGGUCGUCACGGAAUCCCAGUCCGGUGUCGCUGCUGUCGACGACCACGUUCAGUUCGAUCGCGUCCGGAGUGGACACCGAGAGGUCACGUUCAAGGCCAGACGAAGACGACUCGAGGCGUGAUGUAACCAGUUUGGCCGUCGGUGCAGAAUCGACGACGACGGGGGUCACCAAUGGCAGCAGCAGCAGCACAAAUGCGGCCACCACCCGGAACGGAUCGCUCCACUCGACGACGAUUGCGAUGGGAAGCCACGGAGAGGACGAUUCCGACUCGUCGGAUGAUGAAUCCGUACCGGAAACGGAUCGAAACGGACGACCGAAACCGAAGUGGCCGCACGUGGUCUCCCGAGCGAUGGCGUGCAGCUUCUGCACGCUGGGACUGUUCAACAUAUCCCGCUUUGCCAUCUUCAGUAUUCACUUCGGGGCGAAUUUCAUCGUUCAGUUUUUGAUAUUCUCGUUCCUGUUCGGGAUUCCGAUGCUCUGGCUGCAGAUGGUGCUCGGAUCGAGAGUGCGUGGUGGACCAGUGACAAUGUGGCGUAUCAGUCCCAUCUGCAAGGGGAUCGGAAUCGCGCUGAUUCUGGCACAAGGAUUAAUCACGCUCUACUCGGCCGUCUCGCUCAGUUGGGUGCUAGUCUACUUCCGGGAUUCGUUCGUAUCCCGAAGCGAAAAAUAUCGAUGGCAGGAGGUUUUCGAAAUGUACCGAGGACCUGGGAACCAGUCGUUCCGACUCUCGGACACGGUUGCCGACUACUUCAACGGCGUCGUUCUUCAGCGACACCAGCUCGGGCCGGGAGUGCGAGGCAUGAACGGAAUCGGAGCCGUCCGCUUCCAGCUGGCCUUCAAUCUAGCCAUCCUGUGGACGAUUGUGUUUGUGGUCCUGUGCAAAGGAAUACGGUCGUUCGGGAAAAUCGUGAUUGGGUUGUUUAGCUUUGCCUUCGUUGGCCUCAUUGCCAUCACGUCCAAGUUCCUGUCGAUGGUGAACUACGAUAGUAUAAAGAACGUUUUUCCCGCGACGGAUUGGGCGGAUUUCUUCAUCAACUCCAAGAGCUGGAUGAGUGCGGCGCAGGAAACGUUCCUGACGUGGGGUCUGCUGGGCGUUUCGGUUUAUUCGAUCAGCUGUCGGACCAACCGGAAGAAUGGUUCGGGGAGGACCAAACGCGAACUACGGCGGGAUGCCCUGCUGGUGGUGGUUAUUACGCUUACGGGUUUGAUGCUGGCGGCGGCUUUCGGAAGUGCCUGUGUGCAGAUUCUCAACAACAGAGGGUACUACUACUUUCCGGGAUCGUACGAGAACAUCGGCACCGACAUCUUCCUGCUCCCGGCCGAUCAGCCCCUACCGCCUCAGCACGCCAACAUGCCCACCAAGUGGCUCAUCCGGUACUCGAUGGUCCUGGGAGAAAGCUUCAAGCGUCCCUACGCCAACCCGCACCAGGAAAGCGGCUACCAAGUGCUGCGUCUCGUGACAGAACUGUUCCCCUCGACACUAGCGGCGGCCACCCAGGAACGCAUCGCACCCAUCUGGAGCCUGAUCGGAUUCCUAACGCUGUUGCUGUUCGGACUGGGUCAACUGUGCGCCAUGUGGAAGCCAGUAGCCGGAGCGAUUGGCGAUUCGCCCUCCUCGAUCGUGCUCAGCUGCGUGACGGGACUGUUCAUGGGAAUCCCGCUGGCCACCGAGAGUGGAAUCACCAUCAUUCACUACCUGGACAUGGUGCUGGGAGGUGCCUGGUGGCUGCUGCUCCUCUGGAUCGGUCAUAUUUUGGCGAUAUUCCUGGUGAGAGGGCGACCGUUGACCAGUGACAUACUGGUGAACGACCUGCGGCUUGGUCAGACGCUGUCGGCGUUUAUUGCCUUCGCGUGGAACUUCUUGCUGCCGAUCGGGAUGAUUUUCCUGUGCAUCAUGGAGUAUCGGGUUUCCAAUUCGAAUUCGCUCUUCAACUGGAAGCACGGUGGAUACUGGCCACUUUGGGCUCGUCAGAUCGGUGGAUUCAUUCAGGUAGCCUUCCUGUUGCUGGUUCCCGUCGUGACGGUCGUACAAAUCUAUCGUUAUCUCAGCAAGGGUCCGCCGGAUAUUCUGGAUCGAUUCGAUCAAUUGCUACGCCCCACGAUGGGGUCACAGGGCACCACCAACAGCAGCAGAUUACAGUACACCCGAAGACCUGCACCCCCGCUUCCGGUGCGCACGAUCAACUCCGGAUCUACGGUGAUUUCACUCGAAUCGAGACCACCCCAGGACGAUGCACCUCCCAAGUACACCCCACCGCCAUCCUACACUACGGCCACCGGGGCCAGGAUCGCCAAAAUGCUAAGGAACAGCAUCCGGCGAAGCGUUCGAAGAAUCAUGGGUGAAUCGAGCGGCAACCGUCAGCGGGGAGCCAUCUCCAUUCAGAGUGCCACCAAUCCUGCCGGUGAUGAGCUGCCUCCUCCGGACUACUCCACAAUUCUGACAAACAUUCCGCUUCAACCGGGCAACACCGUCUCCCUGCCGGCAGCCGGACUCGAAAUGGGUCCCCGGGUUUUGUACAAUAGCGAAACCCUCAGCGGUCGCCGUCGCCACAGAUCUAUGACAAAUCCCAACGGAUCCCAACAGCAGCAGCAGCAGCAGCAACAGCAACAGCAGAACCUCACCGCCAACGAUGUACUGCAGAUCCUUCGACCGGUCACCAGUGCCCAGACCUCAGCCGGGGAAUCAGCCCUGAAUCGGGUACCUUCGUUCGCCGCCGCUGCAUCAGCAUCGGCCAUCGGGUACGGCAACGUGGACUUGGUGGUGCGGAACACUCUCACCCGGAGGCACUCGGUUGGGGGAUCGGUGGAAAAUUUGGUCCUCGGAGCAGCACCCAUCGGCGAUUCCAGCAUCAUCACACUCGCCGUCGAAGAGAACGACGAUCGAAGUGACGCGGAACGACGCCGGAAUGGUAACGAUUCUGUGAUAUAGAUUUUGAAAACAUACACACUCACACAAACGGGGAGCUUGAAUUCAUACGAUGAAGCUGUGUUACACUACUGUUAAGAGACCAGAGCGCGCUUCGGUAUUGAAAGUUUUUUUUUUCUCCUAUUGACAAUGCAUACUUUGCGUAGCAGCCACGGCUAUGACAUGCACGCAAUUCUAUCCUAUCUAUUUUAAGACGUCUCACACUAUUAUUAAUAUCUUUAAAUACCACACUAUUAGAUGAGGAUUUCCUACUCUCUCGAGCCUCUAAAUUAGGUUAGGAUGAAAUGAUAAAUGACUAGGAAUAGUGUAAAUUUUUGCGCAGCGGAAACCGUUGACUUUAGCGAGCUGAAUGAGAUUUGUAUUUUGACGCCGUCCGGUAGGCAAAGAUUUUCGUUUUUUUUUUUUGUAAUAUGAGCACAAUAAUGAUGAAAA
Molecule: messenger RNA, 6787 nt
Organism: Ochlerotatus camptorhynchus
Lineage: Eukaryota; Metazoa; Arthropoda; Insecta; Diptera; Culicidae
Gene: bdg
Product: bedraggled
Exons: 9
Coding region: 1559-6358 (1599 amino acids)
Biological process (GO): sodium ion transmembrane transport
Cellular component (GO): plasma membrane
Source: RefSeq, a predicted model, not a curated record